AUGGGUAUCCUCGAGCGGUCUAAGUCUGCAGGGCUUACAGGAAAGAGAACGUGCAAGAAGAAGGUGGAGCUCCCUGCUCUGAUGACUGCUAUGCAUGAGGACCGAAAACGCUCUACCUCCUUUGAACGCCCCAAGACCGCAGACACUUCUGCCAGCUUCUCCCGUCCACGGACUGUGAAUGCCGCGGUAGGGCGAAGCUCAGACCUGCACCAUCCAGCCUUCAAGAUCGAUUUCAUGGCUGGUGGCGAGAUCUUCAGCUUCCCAACGCCGUCGCUGGUGCCGAAGAGCGCUACAUUGCACAUUCCGCCAUCCGCAUUGGACGAUCUCCCCUCACCCGCUAUCGGUGUUGCUAUCGGCUCUGCUAGCCAUGCGAGACCUGGAUGGGGUCGAUCCGCAACGGCCGACAGCGCGUCCCCCCGCAUGCCCUCACAGCCCCCUCCAACCAGACCGCCACCAGCUCUACCAAACCACCCCGACCUGGAGAUACCGCUGGCUGCGAUCAAGCGCAGGAAACCAAGCUGGAGGAAUCUCAGCCUCUUAUUCGGACGACGGCCCGAAAAGCUCGUGUAUGAAGAGCCGCUGUUCAGACUCAAGAUGCCCAACGCCAUUGAGGACAGGGAUAUCUUGAUUCCCGAUCUCGCCGAGCUGCCAGAACGAGGCACCACACCGUUGUCGCCUUUCCGCUGUCGGUCCCCCUCUCUCACCCGGGGGCAAGCGAGAUUCGAGUCGCGUGCUGAGACAGACAAGGCCGCUUUGAUGCCAAACGGCCAAUUCAAGACCUUGCGCUCGCCAGUCGAGAUCCAAAAGGACUCGUUCAGCCCGAUGUUCCGCACUAUCAAUGGAAUUCCAGAGGACGAUGUUUGGAUCAACGAUCCCCGCAAAGACUCGCCGCUGUCACUCAUGUCCCCUCAGUCCUUCAGCAAGCAGGCCGCGACAAAUGUCGUCGUGCAAGCUCCACACCUAGACCUGGACCUGCCCGAUCCGAAAUUCGAGCGAUACAGCAUAAUGUUUGAGAAGCUGCUCGUGGAAAACAGGCCUUCGCUGCUCGAACGUCGACAAAGCAGACUCGGACGAGUCCAAUCAGUCAAGAAACUCGAGCUCUCCUCUCACAAAGUCGAACAAAUGCCCGUACCACGUCUCGAAGUCAACGGAGUCCCCGAGUCCAUUACAAUCGCAUCCCCAAGCCUCGCAACAUCUCUCUCCUACCGAAUCGGAAAGAAGGUCCUAUCCCCAGUAGCAGAAGCCUUCACAGCCCUGCAUCGACCCCGCCCAGUGCAGAGAUCCAAAACCGCGCCUCCCCUCCCCACCUCCCCACUAGCCAGAGUCUUUGCAAAACUCGCCAUCGAGAUUCCAAGCGCUUCGCCGGCUUCAGAAUGCCACACCGACUUCUCGCUGCCUCCUACUCCCCUGACAUUCACCACGAUUUCUGAAAGCGGUUCAAUGGGCGACAUGGACGAGCAGUGCAAAGUUGCCCAUCUGCGCAUUCGAUCACCCACGGAGCACAGGGUGCACGUCAGCGUGGCGAGGGAAGUCGAUGUGAGGAAGAGUUUGGAGCAAGGCCGCGGCUCCAUGGAGAGCACGCAACCGCUGCGACCCAAAAUGGUGGAGUUGUUCAAGAGCCGCACGAGCACGGCGGUGCUGAUUGAGGUUGCGGAGGAGUGA
Messenger RNA from Neohortaea acidophila, 1662 nucleotides. RefSeq lists its product as uncharacterized. NCBI's taxonomy places the organism in Eukaryota, Fungi, Ascomycota, Dothideomycetes, Mycosphaerellales, Teratosphaeriaceae. Bases 1 to 1662 code for a protein of 553 amino acids. The transcript has a single exon. The record is from RefSeq and is a predicted model, not a curated record.